This is a messenger RNA of Symbiodinium sp. CCMP2592, 285 nucleotides long. The record is from the annotation of a GenBank genome assembly. NCBI's taxonomy places the organism in Eukaryota, Dinophyceae, Suessiales, Symbiodiniaceae.
AUGCGGUCGAACUACCACAAAGAUGGAACUUCGAGCUUACCCCUGGCGGAAGCGACGGAGUCGAUGAAUCGGUGUGCCUCCUUGGCAUCGCGGGAGGAGUUGGCUCCAUCUUUGAGCGACAGAAGCAUGCAUAGUAAUCGACUGCAGUUGCCGGAGAGUCCUCGGACUCCUCGGAUGCAGAUGGACCAUCCUGCUCCACCAUCCGACAUGCCACGCAUUCUGAGCACUGAGUCGCAAGGCGCGGAAACAAGUGACAAUCCAAGUGGGGAUGAGAAGAUCAGCUAA